Messenger RNA from Styela clava, 1236 nucleotides. Lineage: Eukaryota; Metazoa; Chordata; Ascidiacea; Stolidobranchia; Styelidae. The record is from RefSeq and is a predicted model, not a curated record.
AUGGCAUCCAAUAAUACUCACAAGGGAUUGGGACUGGGAAGACAUACUGUUAUUGGGGAAGAUCAACGAACGAUGAAAUCAAAAAUGAGGGAAAAAGUUCGACCUAAGAUGGGAAAAAUAGACAUUGAUUAUCAGAAACUUCAUGAUGCUUUUUUCAGAUAUCAAACUAAACCUAGAAUGACAAUACACGGUGAUCUUUAUUAUGAAAAUAAAGAAUUUGAAACAAGGUUAAAAGAAAAGAAACCUGGUAUAUUAUCAGAUGAACUCAGAACAGCACUGGGAAUGCCAAUAGGACAUAAUAAAGAAAAGAUUCCUCCACCUUGGUUGAUUGCAAUGCAACGUUAUGGUCCACCUCCUUCAUAUCCUAACCUCAAGGUUGCAGGUUUAAAUGCACCAAUUCCCGAAAGUUGUUCUUUUGGUUAUCAUGUCGGAGGAUGGGGAAAACCACCUGUAGAUGAAAUGGGAAAACCGUUAUAUGGAGAUGUAUUUGGUGUACAAGUUGGCGAAUAUGAUGACCUUGGUGAUAAUGAUGAAGUUGAUAAAACACCUUGGGGUGAAUUAGAAAGUGAGAGUGAGGAGGAAUCAUCCUCUGAGGAAGAGGAAGAGGACCAACAACAACCUGAUGCAACUGGGUUCAUUACCCCGGCAGAAAGUGGUAUGGUUACACCAAGCGGUAUAUCAUCUGUGCCAACGGGAAUGGAAACACCAGAUAUGAUUGAAUUGAGAAAGAAAAAGAUUGAAGAUGCAAUGGAAGGUGGUGAAACACCAGAACUGUAUACUGUAUUACCUGAAAAAUCAGCUGGAAUGGUUGGAAGAUCAAUGAUGGCUUCCAGUCAUGUUUACGAUAUUGCUGGUGCAAAACGUGCGCAAGGUACAGGUGCUUCUGAUCAAGCCGGUGUUGAAGUUGCAUUGAAUCCUGAGGAACUUGAGUUGGAUACUGCUGCUAUGGCUGCAAAAUAUGAGGAAAGGGUUCGUGAACAACAAGCUCAAGUUGAAAAAGAAGAUUUUAGUGACAUGGUAGCGGAACAUGCAGCUAAACAAAAGAAAAAGAGGAAAGCACAAACACAAGAACCAGGAAGGGCAACAAAGAAAUACAAGGAGUUCAAGUUUUAAUAUCACAAUCAUUCUUUCGACAUUAUGGGUAUUGUCUACUUUAAAGGCACUUUCGCGAAUGUUGAGUUCAUCGAUAUAGGAGUUUAAAUGGGACCAAAGCGAUGAAUUGCAGAAGAUUAGAAA